This is a messenger RNA of Coffea eugenioides, 1538 nucleotides long. Its product is annotated as non-functional pseudokinase ZED1-like. Lineage: Eukaryota; Viridiplantae; Streptophyta; Magnoliopsida; Gentianales; Rubiaceae. Gene Ontology annotation, biological process: cell surface receptor signaling pathway; protein phosphorylation. Bases 281 to 1309 code for a protein of 342 amino acids. Gene Ontology annotation, molecular function: protein serine/threonine kinase activity; ATP binding. The transcript has a single exon. The record is from RefSeq and is a predicted model, not a curated record. Gene Ontology annotation, cellular component: plasma membrane.
GUGCCGGCAGUUUUUCCACUCCAAUCUUAUCUCAAAUCAGUAGCCUAAAAGUAAACUGCAGGUAGUAGCUGAUUUUCCAGGAAAUUCAAGAGAAGCCCCCCAAGCAAGUGGCAACUGCUUGGAAAUUGGAACUGUCUUCGUUCAUACCUUGAAUAUCAUAUGUUGUUGUUUACUAGGAAUGCUUUUCUGUGCCCAAUAUUGACAUCAUCUCAUAGUUCCAGAUUUCCAAGUUCGCCAAUUUUCCUACUCCAAUUCCUUUCCUGAGUUCUAACUUCCAACCAUGGAUAAACUGAGAAACGUUUUGCCGUUCUAUAAGCGAAAAGAGGAGAAGGAGCACUUUCGCCACAAUGGAAGUUUACUGCUGGAGGGACUAAUUGGUUGUUUUGGUGGGCGGUACGAGCUUCCCAUUCGAAGCUUCACUGCCAGAGAACUCAUCAGGGCAACCAAUAACUUUUCAGAACAGGUCAAUCAUAUUGACCUUCAUGGUCCGAAGUGUUUCAGAGGGGAUUUGCAAGGCCGACCCAUUUCGGUUCAAUUUGAUGGGGUAGGAAGUAGGGGGUCUGCUGCUGAGUUUAUCAUUCGCGGCAUAGUUGUCAAUUCACAAAUGGGUCACCUCAAGAAUGUCUUACAUCUUAUAGGCUGCUGUUUGGAAUUCGAGCUUCCUGCUGCGGUGUAUGCUUAUGCUCCUGGGAUGGAAUCUCUUACUCAUUCCCUCAGCUAUCCCCGUAAUGGUAAACUACUUUCUUGGAAAAGUAGAAUAAAGAUUGCAAGUGACAUAGCCAACGUCUUGCUUUAUCUUCAUACAGCAUUUCCUUCACCAAUCAUUUUUCGGGAUUUGACAUUAGCCAGCGUGAUAUUGGACAAUAGCGGAGUAGCUAAAUUAUUUGACUUUGAAUUAUCGAUAUCCCUUCCCCCUGGAGAAGAGAAGGUUGAAGAUCACAUUCGUGGCACUUUAGGAUACGUCGACCCUGAAUACAUGAUGUCAGGCUUUGUGACCGAGAAGAGUGAUGUGUUCAGCUUAGGGGUACUUAUCCUUAUGCUAAUUACUGGAGAAACACGUGUGUUCAAGGACGGUGAACCAACAAUACCUUAUUUCAAACGCCGCUUAGAGAAUGAUCAACUCAAACAUAUUCUGGAUCCCAAGAGUUUUGAAGAGGAAGGCUACAACGAACACGAGAUAGAGCAGCAUUUGUUGCCUUUUACUAAUCUUGCUUUGAGAUGUACAGAAGAAAAAGGAGAAGAUAGGCCAGAUAUGAUCGAGGUUGCAAAACAGCUCCGCCAAAUCGAGAAGUCUGUGCGCAAUUAUUAGCUCUACCAUCCUCAUUUAUCUAGCCGGUGGGAUCAAUGAUUUGAUGGUCUUGCCAUCUUUUUUGAUCUCGUAAUGUCUGUGUGUAGUGUUUCCUUUAUCCAUAUUCAGACAUCUCCAGAUGUCAGGAUCUGUGCUUAUUUUGCAAAUCUCUGAAGUAUGUUCUGGAUUUUUGCACCCUUCCUUGUCUCUAGUAGCUAUUAAUGAAAUUGAAUAAGAUUUUGAACUGCAA